GAUACAUUCCAGCACGAACCUCGUCGAAGCUGAAUGUCCAGAUUGUAGGUACAAAACAGUCGAAGGAAUUACCAACAUCUUAAAUUUUUCACCUCGCUAUUUUGUGCUGUAUUGCGUGAAUAGCAAAAUAUUCAGCGCAUUCAAACAUGGCGACCAACAAUGUAGAUGCGAACGAAGCGGCCGUCAAAAAGGAGGCUCAUGAGUUAUUCGACUGUGUGCUUGUUCUAGACUUCGGCUCUCAAUAUUCCCACUUGAUCACCCGUCGACUUCGUGAAUUCAAUGUUUACUCGGAGAUGCUCCCGUGCACGCAAAAACUAGCGGACUUAUCAUGGAAGCCCAAAGGUAUUAUUCUGUCAGGUGGCCCUUAUUCGGUAUAUGAAGAAAACGCGCCCCAUGUCGAUCCUGCCGUGUUCGAUGCGGGCAUACCCAUCCUUGGCAUAUGCUACGGAUUGCAAGAGAUUGCCUGGCACUUCGGCAAAAACGUGUCGGCCGGAGAAAAGAGAGAAUACGGUCACGCAUCUCUAACGCUCAAUCCAAGCCAUGACGGCCCCGCGCAUGUUAGAUCGCUGUUCAAUGGAAUCGAGGGACCCAUUGAUGUUUGGAUGUCGCACGGCGACAAGCUGUCACACCUUCCAGAAGACUUUGUCACCAUAGCGACAACUGAUAAUGCCCCCUUUGCUGGAAUUGCUCAUACUAAGAAGCAAUAUUACGGUAUCCAAUUCCACCCUGAAGUAACACACACUUCCAAGGGUAAAGAGAUCAUUCGCAACUUUGCGCUUGAUAUCUGUCAUUGUUCGGCAGAUUGGACGAUGGGAAAUUUUGUCACACAGGAAAUCGAAAGAAUUCGAGCAUUGGUCGGACCAAAAGGCCAAGUUAUCGGUGCGGUGUCUGGAGGUGUCGACUCCACAGUUGCUGCAAAAUUGAUGCAAGAAGCAAUUGGAGAUCGCUUUCACGCUGUUUUGGUUGACAAUGGUCUCCUCCGCCUGAACGAGGCACAAGAAGUAAAGAAAACCCUUACUGAGGCGUUGGGCAUUAACCUCAGCGUCGUUGAUGCUGCGGACCUUUUCCUCGCGAGACUUGAGGGCAUCUCGGAUGACCCCGAAAAGAAACGAAAGAUCAUUGGCAACACUUUCAUCGAUUGCUUCCUCGAAAAAGCGAAGGAGAUUGAAGCGGAGGCCCACAACACACCAAAUGCUGGAGAAAUCGAAUUCCUACUUCAGGGCACGCUAUACCCUGAUGUUAUUGAGUCAAUCUCAUUCAAAGGGCCAAGUGCCACGAUCAAAACGCAUCAUAACGUUGGAGGCUUACCAGCGAAGAUGAAGCUCAAGCUGAUCGAGCCUCUGCGUGAGCUUUUCAAAGAUGAAGUGCGCGAGCUCGGAACAACUUUAGGUAUUCCCGAGCAUCUCGUCUGGCGUCAUCCUUUCCCAGGACCAGGUCUUGGUAUCCGCAUCGUUGGCUCCGUUGACCGCGAAAAGCUUCGCAUUGUUCGCGAAGCAGACCACAUCUUUAUUAGUGCUAUUCGAGAAGCCGGCCUGUACCGUCAAAUUAGCCAGGCGUAUGCAGGGCUGUACAGCGUGAAAGCCGUCGGUGUGGCCGGCGAUAAACGUGUGCAUGAGUAUGUGGUAGUGCUUCGCGCAGUGACGACGACAGACUUCAUGACGGCGGAUGGGUUCGAGUUUGAUUGGAAGUUCUUGAAGGCAGUCAUGAGGCGGAUAUGCAAUGAAGUCAAAGGCGUGAGCCGCUGUGUGUAUGAUCCGACCAGCAAGCCGCCAGGGACGAUCGAACAGGAGUAGAGAUGAGAUGGCACAAUGGUCCACACCCUGUGUUGGGACACAAGAUAGAAACUAACUGCGACCUUCUGUACUGGAGAGGAAUUAGAUAUACAGGCCGAUUUAAUGAGGACACUAGACUCGGGAUUCGUACUCGUUAGACAAAAUAUGCAGUAUCUCCGUGCACGAGAUUCACGAAUAAGCUCAUUGUCCUAAUAACACUGGUG
Messenger RNA from Verruconis gallopava, 1996 nucleotides. RefSeq names its product GMP synthase [glutamine-hydrolyzing]. NCBI's taxonomy places the organism in Eukaryota, Fungi, Ascomycota, Dothideomycetes, Venturiales, Sympoventuriaceae. The coding region runs from base 147 to 1793 and encodes 548 amino acids. Gene Ontology annotation, biological process: GMP biosynthetic process. The record is from RefSeq and is a predicted model, not a curated record. Gene Ontology annotation, molecular function: GMP synthase (glutamine-hydrolyzing) activity; GMP synthase activity; ATP binding. The transcript has 3 exons. Gene Ontology annotation, cellular component: cytosol.